Messenger RNA from Motacilla alba alba, 2233 nucleotides. RefSeq names its product Fanconi anemia group M protein-like. The transcript is spliced from 5 exons. Gene Ontology annotation, molecular function: nuclease activity; four-way junction DNA binding; 3'-5' DNA helicase activity. Lineage: Eukaryota; Metazoa; Chordata; Aves; Passeriformes; Motacillidae. Gene Ontology annotation, biological process: interstrand cross-link repair; double-strand break repair via synthesis-dependent strand annealing; replication fork reversal. The record is from RefSeq and is a predicted model, not a curated record. Bases 1 to 1851 code for a protein of 616 amino acids.
AUGGUCCAUCGGGAAUUCCACCCCGCGGCCAUCUUCUCCCAGAUCCCCGAGCAGGACGUGUCUUAUGCUGAGGACAGUUUCUGUGUGGGGGACGAGGAGGAGGAGGAGGCUCCCAGUGGCUGCAGCGAGGAGGAAGUGUGUGUGGAUUGGGAGCUGCUCCCCCGGGAGGGCUGCAGCAGCAGCAGCAGCAGGCAGUACCUGACCCGCCGCAGGAGGAGGCUGAGCCAGGCCCGGCGGGCAGGGAGCGCUCCUGCCCCGCCGCAGCAGAAGAAACCUUCCAGGAUCAUCGUCCUGAGUGACUCCAGCGAGGAGGAGACGGCAGGCAGCAGGGAGAGGCCCCUGGCAGCGGGGCAGGGCAAGGGGCAGCUCCCCGAGGCUCUGCCCUCAGCCCCCUCUGCGCAGCACAGGAGCGGGGCUGGGGAACAGGACACAGAGAGGCUGCUGGGCCUGGGAGCUUCGGUGUCUGGGGUGCUGGGUCCACCCCCAGAGCAGCCAGGCAGGAGCACAUCCGUGCCCCCAGCUGGCUGCAGGAGCACGGAUCUGCAGGCUGCUGCUGAGGUGCUCAGCUCUUUGAAGACCCACGGGAGCAGCUCAGGCUCGGCGUGUCCUGCUGUCCCAAACCCUUCAUCAGCCACGGCUCGGAUUUCCAGUGUUCCCGGGGAGCACAGCCCUUUCCCAGCUGGGAUCUCCCGUGUUCCCGGGGAGCACAGCCCUUUCCCAGCUGGGAUCUCCCGUGUUCCCUCUGAGCACAGCCCCUCCCCGGCUGGCAUCUCCCGUGUUCCCUCUGAGCACAGCCCCUCCCCGGCUGGGAUCUCCCGUGUUCCCGGGGAGCACAGCCCCUCCCCGGCUGGGAUCUCCCGUGUUCCCGGGGAGCACAGCCCUUUCCCAGCUGGGAUCUCCCGUGUUCCCGGGGAGCACAGCCCCUCUCUGGCUGGGAUCUCCCGUGUUCCCUCUGAGCACAGCCCCUCCCCGGCUGGGAUCUCCCGUGUUCCCGGGGAGCACAGCCCCUCCCCGGCUGGGAUCUCCCGUGUUCCCGGGGAGCACAGCCCUUUCCCAGCUGGGAUCUCCCGUGUUCCCGGGGAGCACAGCCCCUCCCUGGCUGGCAUCUCCCGUGUUCCCGGGGAGCACAGCUCUUUCCCAGCUGGCAUCUCCCGUGUUCCCGGGGAGCACAGCCCCUCGCUGUGCAUCCUGGCGGACAGCCGGGAGAUCUGCUCGGGGCCGGAGGUGCUCUCGUGCCUGCGGGCCGUGCACGGGCUCCGGGUGCAGGUCUGCUCCCUGGGCACCAGCGAUUACAUCGUCAGCAACCGCCUGGCCGUGGACAGGGUGCUCCAGUCGGAGCUGCAGAGCCCUGGGAACAGGAACAAACUCAGCCAGAGGCUGCAGCGCCUGCAGGGCAUCUUCGAGAGGAUCUGUGUGAUUGUGGAGACGGACAGGGUCAGGCCAGGAGAAACCUCCCGGUGUUUCCAGAGGACUCAGUACUACGAUGGAGUGCUCUCGGCCUUGGUCCAGGCUGGAAUAAGGAUCCUCUUCAGCUCCUGCCAGGGGGAAACUGCAGCUUUGCUGAAGGAGCUGGCUCUGCUGGAGCACAGGAAGGACGCUGCCAUCCAGGUGCCAACAGAGCCGGAGGGGCACCGGCGGGACCUCCUCAACUUCUACCUGAGCAUUCCCAACCUCAGCUACGGAGCUGCCCUCAACCUCUGCCACUCCUUCGGCUCCAUCGCAGCCGUGGCCAACAGCUCGGUCCCGGCGCUGGCGGCGGGGGCGCGGCUGAGCCGGCCCCAGGCCGAGGAGCUCCAUCGGUUCCUGCGCCACGACUUCGACCUGCAGCUGCUGCCUCAGGGGAAGAGCUGAGCGCGGCGCUCCGGGCCCUGCACUGCACUUUACCCGCUCGGGCUGGGAUGUAAAUGAUGUAAAUAAAUAAACACUCGUCAAAGCUCCGGGUGUGGCAGCUGCGCCGCCCCGGCUGGCACCGCCCCGGCUGGCAGCGCCCCGUGUGCCCCCAGGGUCCCCGGGCCGGGCGAGAGCAGAGCUUUGGGGGGGGCUGGGGGCGAUCAUCCCCGAUUCCUGUCGAAGCCACAGUAAUGGCUCGAGCACUCCGGCAAAGCUCUGGGAGGGACGGCGAGGAGCCCGGCAGCCGCUCCUGCCACGGCUGCAGCACCGAGCCCCGCGUGUCCAGGCUGAACGGGAACUGCGGGGCUCCGCGCUCCCGGGACAGCGCCGGGGCUCUGGGCGG